Molecule: messenger RNA, 2368 nt
Organism: Vitis vinifera (wine grape)
Lineage: Eukaryota; Viridiplantae; Streptophyta; Magnoliopsida; Vitales; Vitaceae
Exons: 5
Coding region: 576-2093 (505 amino acids)
Source: RefSeq, a predicted model, not a curated record
UUUUUAACAAAAAAAAAAACGGAUUCAAUCCAAUUCAGCCACCCGAAUCCGAGUGAUCCGACCCAAACCUAACUGCUACCGUGGCUGUAUAUUUCCUGAUCUUCCGUAUAGUGUCACUGAUGUUUUGAUUCUCCUGAUACUGGAUCUCUUCGGCAAGUUUCUCACUCAUUCUCUUUGUUCCUAUUAGGGUUUUAGGAUAUGUUUGUUAAUUGAUAGCACUAUAAUAUCUCUUGUUUUUCUCGUGCGUCCUGUUUAAUGAAAAUCUGGCCUUCUGUUUGGUUGCCGACAAAAUGAGCGAAUAGAAAAGGAAAAAGAUUAUCAGUAAUACUGUCUCUUUUGCUGUAUAUCCCAAAAGAAAUGAUAUUUUCGACAUAAAUCAUCAAAUAGUUGCAGCAGGCUCAGUUGAGAGAUGGGGUUGGCUUAUUGAGUUUCCAAAUAAGGGCGAACCAAAGACACGGAGCGUAAUUUCAUUUCCUUUUCCUAGAUUUUCUUGGGGACCAAACGGAGGAAGUUAGAAGAAAACUCACUUGUUUAAAGAAAUUAUUCCCUUCCCCUCCGAAUGUCUAACAUGGCAUAUGUUGGCCUCUCUGGCUUCUAAAAAUUACAUAAUUUGCAACAUAUAUAUGAUUAUAAUUCAUAACACCAUGCUCGGAGCAUGGUUAAUGGGAAAGAGAAGAGACAAAGAAAUGGAAAACAAUGGUUCUUUCAACCCACAGGAUAUAGGGAUUGAGAGAAGAUUUGCAAAGAAGAAAAAGCUAGAAGCUUCUCAGAUCAAUGCAAAUUCAAUGUUUGCUCCUGUCACUACUUCUGUGUACCAUUCACAUGUGCCCACCUCUGCCUCCUGCCUUGCCCCUAUUGCCAAUGGUGGUUUGUCUGCUAUGCAAGAAAAAGAAACAGUUGGUGGGAAUCAGCUUGCUGGGUAUAUAUUCAUGUGUAAUGGAAAAACAAAACCAGAUUGCUUUAAGUACCGAGUUUUUGGUCUUCCUGCUGCCAGAAUAGAUGUUGUGGCAAAGAUCAAGCCAAGCACGAUACUGUUUUUGUUUGAUUUUAAUUUAAAGAUUCUCUAUGGUGUAUUUGUAGCUGCCUCUAAUGGAAUAUUAGGAUUGGAGCCAAGGGCUUUCGGAGGGAAAUUUUCGGCCCAGGUGAGAUUUGAGAUUUUCAAGGAUUGCUUACCUUUGCCAGAGAUUGAUUUCAAGCAUGUUAUCAAAGAUAAUUACCAGGGGCAUUGCAAAUUUAGACAAGAGCUCAGUAACAAACAAGUAAAUGAUCUAAUUCCAUUGUUCCGGACAGUGGCUGCACGACAACCAGCACCUGUUGCCCCUCUUAUUCCAAAUACUGUGCCACCAACAAGAACCCUACCUCCUGGCUUUUAUGAACAAAGAACUCUACCCCCAGGCUUUGAGGAACAUGUCCAACUACAUCAAAUCCUCCACUCUUCAAAUGAUCAAUCUGUGGCUGGAUUGCAGUUUACUCCUGCUGGUCUGGCCCCUGCUGUUCAACAUGGUCAACAAGCAGUCACACCUCUUGCAUAUGAACCUCAUGGCUCAGCAGCUCCUGAGGCAUGUUUCCAACCAUCUGUACAAUCUCAGCAUUUUCUGUCUGCAGACCAACAACCUUAUUCUAACCCAUACUAUCCUGAGGAAGGUCAUCAAUCAUAUUUUCCUGAAAACCCAUCAUUGCCUCCACAGGCCCCAUGUAACAGAUAUGCUGCUGUCCAGGAGAAUAGUGAGAGUGAAAUUGUUCCACAACUGGGUGCAGGAUACAAUCACUACUUUCAGAACUUUGGAGCAACUAAUGCUCCAGUACAACAUGAGGCACUUGCAGCUUCUAAUACUCCCAUACAAGCUCAUGCCCCAACACCGGCACUGUUCAUGACUCAUUCACAUAUAGGUUCUUCAUCCUCAUCCUCAUCUCUUUCAUCUUCUUAUUGGGUUGGAGUGGCUUCUGAGUACCCAAAUCAGGCCAUGGCUACUUAUUGGGCAGGAGUGGCUUCUGAGGACCCAAAUCAAGCCACUGCUGCUUAUUGGGCAGGGGAGGCUUCUGAGGACCUAAGCCAGACCACGGCUGCUUAUCGGACAGGAGCUCCCCUGUGAGACCACUGGUCUGGGAGGUGAGAAUGUGCCUGUCGCUCUUGCAGGAGCAACUACAACCUAUGCUGAUGCAUAACUGGGAGGAUGCACUGCAGUAGUAGCCAUGUUCUCUAUUCUAAUGACUUGCAAUCAACUUCAAUAUCGUGGAAAUUACCCUUUAGAUGAAAUCUGAUGUAAAUUCAAGUUUUCUUCACUCUAGGAUACAAUAUUUUCUGUACAGACUUUUGGUCAUGGAAGCUUGAAAAUGUUGCCCAUGAAUUGAGGAAUUUUUCAGGUCA